Phymastichus coffea is the source of this 14115-nucleotide messenger RNA. RefSeq names its product sodium channel protein para (gene para). Gene Ontology annotation, biological process: sodium ion transmembrane transport; neuronal action potential; membrane depolarization during action potential. Lineage: Eukaryota; Metazoa; Arthropoda; Insecta; Hymenoptera; Eulophidae. Gene Ontology annotation, cellular component: plasma membrane; voltage-gated sodium channel complex. Gene Ontology annotation, molecular function: voltage-gated sodium channel activity; calcium ion binding. The record is from RefSeq and is a predicted model, not a curated record. The coding region runs from base 1056 to 7394 and encodes 2112 amino acids. The transcript is spliced from 33 exons.
UCGUGGAGUGAGGAUCGCGACGAUCGAGCGUUAUUUUUUUUUUAACGUUUUGAGAGAGAGAAAGAGAGAGAGAGCGGGAGAGAGAGAGCAGGGGACGGUGAACGAGCGACAAAGACAGACGCAUCGGGAAGGGGGCAAAUCGAGGCAGCGCAACUAUGUGUGCGUCAGUGGGCUAGCAAUGGUGGACGAGGAUGCAGCCAGCGGAGGUGCCGUCGUCCUCUUAGACGACUCGGCUGCCGCGAGUGUGUUUUUGUUGUGAUAUACUGCCGCGAGCUGCUCAACAAUCCACGACAAAACAAGUACAAAGAGAGAUAGAGAGUGAGAGAGAGAGAGAGAGAGCGGGAGCGGGAGAGAGAUUCGACAGUGCCUGGUGAGAGGGAAGCACGUGUGCGUGUUGGUGUUAUAAGUGUGCGUGAGAAGAGAGUCGCGGACGAAGAAGGAACAGCCGCCGCCGACGACGACGACGACGACGACGACCAACAUAUACAAAUUUGACUGACGCGGAGUAUACUAUGAUAAUUCUGAUAUCAGAUUGAUUAUAACCGCCGCUUCAUGUAUACCAGCAGGUCGGACAUGAGAAAUCUUGGUUCGAGGUGUAGUACGGGCCCCAGUAAACCAGGCACUGCCUCAGCGCGUUCUCUGUCAUUGGUUGCACGCGAAGAAGAAUUAGUGUCGUCGUCGAUCGAGUCGCCGCAACUGGAGGAAGAAGAAGAGCAGCAGCAGCAGGGCGCGCGCAGCGAGCAGCGAUCACGGAGGACUACGAAUAGCAGUAGCCGUCGACAGAAGGGUCGUCGCCAACUCGUCACUGGUGGCGCCCAGCAGCCGAAUUCGCCAUCAUCCGUCCGGCACGUGUCGCCGUCAUCGUCACAUCUAGCCUGGAUCACGCGGAGGUCAUUGGCUGCGGCAAGCAGCAGCCGUUGCGGCCGCAGAACGCAGCUCAAGCGACGAAGCCAGGAUCGAAUUCGCUCAUCGCGCUACACAAGCGACCGGCAUUUCCGAAACCGUUGUUAGCACCGAUAGCAAGGAAGGUUGCUUAGUUGUGUGCAGCCUAGACAAUGUCCCAAGUUUCUUCAUCUAUAUCAGAGGAAGAACGAAGUUUGUUCCGUCCGUUCACGCGGGAAUCACUAGCAGCGAUAGAGGCUCGCAUCGCCGAGGAACUUGCUAAACAAAAAGAACUCGAGAAAAAAAGAGCUGAAGGCGAGACGGGUUAUGGACGGAAGAAAAAGAAAAAAGAAAUUCGAUAUGACGACGAAGAUGAGGAUGAGGGUCCACAGCCGGAUCCGAUGUUUGAGCAAGGAGCGCCCAUUCCGGUCCGAAUGCACAACGAUUUUCCCUCCGAGUUGGCCUCCAUACCUCUUGAAGAUAUUGAUAAUUUCUACAAUAAUCAAAGGACAUUCGUGGUUAUUAGCAAGGGUAAGGACAUAUUUAGGUUCUCAGCGACAGAUGCCAUGUGGAUCCUCGAUCCAUUUAACCCGAUUAGGCGGGUGGCCAUCUACAUAUUGGUCCAUCCCCUUUUCUCUCUCUUCAUCAUUACUACUAUUUUGGGUAACUGCAUACUCAUGAUCAUGCCCACGACGCCCGCCAUCGAAUCUACUGAAGUCAUAUUUACGGGCAUCUACACAUUCGAAUCCGCCGUUAAGGUGAUGGCGAGGGGUUUCAUUCUGCAGCCUUUUACCUAUCUUAGAGAUGCAUGGAAUUGGCUCGACUUCGUAGUUAUAACUUUAGCUUAUGUGACGAUGGGAAUAGAUCUAGGCAACCUUGCCGCUCUCAGGACAUUUCGAGUCCUCCGAGCCUUGAAGACUGUCGCUAUUGUACCAGGUCUUAAAACUAUUGUCGGUGCUGUGAUAGAGUCAGUGAAAAAUCUACGCGAUGUGAUAAUCCUAACCAUGUUCUCCCUCUCCGUCUUUGCACUGAUGGGCCUUCAGAUUUACAUGGGGGUGCUGACGCAAAAGUGUAUAAAAAAUUUUCCCGAAGACGGUUCGUGGGGCAAUCUCACUCAUGAGAACUGGGAGAGAUUUGUUAGUAACGAUACAAAUUGGUAUGGUCAGGACGAAGCGGGAAACUAUCCUUUAUGCGGGAACUCAUCCGGAGCUGGGCAAUGCCCACCUGGCUAUACAUGUUUGCAAGGUUACGGGGAUAAUCCGAACUACGGUUAUACGAGCUUCGACACAUUUGGCUGGGCGUUGCUAUCCGCCUUCCGCCUAAUGACUCAAGAUUACUGGGAAAACUUAUACCAACUGGUGCUUAGGUCGGCGGGACCAUGGCAUAUGCUCUUCUUCAUUGUCAUCAUUUUCCUCGGUUCGUUCUAUCUUGUAAACUUGAUCCUUGCCAUUGUCGCUAUGUCGUACGAUGAAUUACAAAAGAAGGCCGAAGAGGAAGAAGCAGCCGAGGAACAGGCGAUAAGAGAGGCAGAAGAGGCGGCUCAAGCAAGAGCGGACAAGUUAGCGAGACAAGAAGAAGCACGGGAGGCGGCGGCUCAUGCGGCAGCUACGGCAGCUGAUCACAUUGUCAAGUCGCCUUCGGAUUUCUCUUGUCAUAGUUACGAACUAUUCGUUGGCCAGGAGAAGGGCAACGAUGACAACAACAAGGAACGCAUGAGCAUCAGAUCGGUCGAGUCGAUAAGUGAACACAGGGUUAGGAUUGCUGGCAACCAUGUCACCUCGACUUCCACCAAAGUUCGCAGAGUCAGUGCUGUCGCUCGCGCUGCUAAUGGUCAGUUUACUUAUGCCUACCAGGAUAGCCUAAAAGAGGCAAGCCUGAGUCUACCAGGCUCACCAUUCAACCUGCGACGCUCGUCGCGCGGAAGUCAUCAAUUUACACCGCGCAACGGUCGUGGGAGGUACGUUGGUCAACCAGGCAAUGACCGCAAGCCCUUGGUAUUGUCAUCGUAUCUGGACGCACAAGAACAUCUGCCGUUUGCCGACGACUCGAACGCCGUUACACCGAUGUCAGAAGAGAAUGGCGCCAUCAUUGUGCCCGUUUAUUAUACAAAUUUAGGUUCCCGACACUCGUCUUACACUUCGCACGCCUCGCGUCUUUCCUACACGUCACACGGCGAUCUGCUCGGCGGUAUACCUACGAAAGAGAGCAAACUCAGGAGUCGAUCCACCAGAGUUUCCUCUGCCAAUGGGCAUCUUGUGGCGGAGAACUUGCAGAAACAUUCUUACGAUGGCGAUUCGGAAGAUCCCUACGGCAAGGUAAAACAACAAGAUAAUCCAUUCAUUGAAGAACCUACCCAGCAACACGCUGUCGUGGAUAUGAAAGAUGUUAUGGUGCUUAACGACAUUAUCGAACAAGCUGCUGGCCGGCAAAGUCGAACAUCGGAACACGGAGUUUCGAUUUAUUACUUUCCAACAGAAGACGAUGAAGAUGGUCCCACAUUUAAAGAAAAGGCGAUAGCAAUGUUAUUUCGUUGCAUCGAUAUAUUUUGCGUGUGGGAUUGUUGUUGGGUCUGGAUAAAGAUUCAAGAAUAUGUAUCUUUAUUGGUCUUCGAUCCAUUCGUCGAGCUCUUCAUCACACUCUGUAUCGUUGUCAACACACUCUUCAUGGCCCUGGAUCAUCACGACAUGGAUAAGGAGAUGGAUAGGGUACUCAAGUCCGGCAACUAUUUCUUCACAGCAACGUUCGCUAUAGAAGCAACAAUGAAGCUUAUAGCAAUAAGUCCCAAAUAUUACUUUCAAGAAGGCUGGAAUAUAUUCGACUUUUUCAUCGUAGCUCUUUCAUUGGUUGAGCUUGGACUUGAGGGAGUGCAGGGUCUAUCAGUUUUGAGAUCAUUCCGAUUGCUCCGAGUGUUCAAACUUGCGAAAUCAUGGCCAACGCUGAAUCUACUUAUUUCGAUUAUGGGUAGAACAGUGGGGGCUUUAGGUAACCUGACCUUCGUCUUAUGCAUCAUUAUCUUCAUCUUCGCCGUGAUGGGCAUGCAGCUCUUUGGCAAGAACUACACCGACAAAGUCGAGUUGUUCCCGGGCGGCGAGUUGCCUAGGUGGAACUUCACGGACUUCAUGCAUUCUUUCAUGAUAGUGUUUCGAGUGCUUUGCGGAGAGUGGAUCGAGUCAAUGUGGGACUGUAUGCGUGUAGGCGACGUGUCGUGUAUUCCAUUCUUCUUGGCUACCGUCGUCAUCGGUAACCUGGUCGUACUCAAUCUCUUCUUGGCGUUGCUCUUGAGCAAUUUUGGCAGCUCGAACCUGUCAGCUCCAACGGCAGACAACGAUACCAACAAAAUCACUGAAGCUAUAGAUCGAAUAAAUCGUUUCAUCGCGUGGAUAAAGCGGAACAUACUUAAUUUUUUCAAGAUGUUGAGAGCCAAAUUCACCAAUCAGAUAUCCGAUCAGGCGCCAGGUGAGGGACCGUCCAACAGUUGGAAAGAAGAUGGAAUCGACCGAGACCUGAAUAUGGAUUUGGCUGAGGGUGAGUUGGACGCGUAUCGAGAUAAAAAGUGCGUCAAGGAACUUAACAACCAAUUCGAAGUUGCGAUCGGUGAUGGUAUGGAGUUCACUAUUCACGGAGAUCUGAAGAGCAAAAUGCGGGAAAGUUUAUGUUUAAAUAACACAAAGGCUUUGGUGAAUUCGAUAAAACAUGGAGCCUAUAGAUUGGAAGAUUAUCUUAGUCACAACGAAGAUGACACGAUAAGUAAUAAGUCUUACGGCAGCCACAAAAAUCGUUCAUUCAAGGACGAAAGUCACAAGGGUAGCAUAGACUCGCUUGACGGUGAGGAAAAGAAGGACGCCAGUAAAGAGGAUCUUGAAGACGAGCUUGAUGACGGCGAGGAUGAGGAGGAAGAAGACGACGACGAAGAAGAAGAAGGAGACGACGGAUUGACUCGACCAGAUAUAAUUAAAGCAGAUGAGGAAUUGGACGAUUAUCCAUCUGAUUGUUUCCCAGAUGAUUGUUACAAACGGUUCCCUUUCCUCGCGGGCGAUGAUGAUGCGCCUUUCUGGCAGGGUUGGGCCACACUCAGGCUCAAGACUUUCCGACUCAUAGAGAACAAGUAUUUCGAGACUGCUGUCAUCAUAAUGAUCUUAGCAAGCAGUUUGGCUCUUGCAUUGGAGGACGUUCAUCUCCAACAAAGGCCAAUUCUUCAAGAUGUACUGUACUAUAUGGAUCGAAUUUUCACCGUAAUAUUCUUCUUUGAGAUGUUAAUCAAGUUUUUGGCGUUAGGAUUCAAAAAAUACUUCACAAAUGCUUGGUGUUGGCUUGAUUUCAUAAUCGUAAUGGUAUCUCUGAUAAACUUCAUAGCGUCGCUCUGUGGCGCGGGCGGAAUCCAAGCCUUCAAAACAAUGCGGACUCUAAGGGCCCUAAGGCCGCUCAGGGCAAUGUCUAGAAUGCAGGGAAUGCGGGUCGUCGUCAACGCGCUGGUCCAAGCUAUUCCAUCCAUCUUCAAUGUGCUGCUAGUGUGCCUCAUAUUCUGGCUAAUUUUUGCAAUUAUGGGUGUCCAGUUAUUCGCUGGAAAAUAUUUCAAAUGCGUCGACGCAAAUAAAACUACGCUUAGCUACGAAAUUAUUCCCGAUCGCAACGCUUGCAUCGCUGAAAAUUACACGUGGGAAAAUUCACCGAUGAAUUUCGAUCACGUGGGCAAAGCUUACUUGUGUCUGUUUCAAGUGGCUACUUUCAAAGGCUGGAUUCAAAUUAUGAAUGAUGCCAUUGACUCGAGAGAAGUUGGGAAGCAACCCAUACGCGAAACGAACAUUUACAUGUACCUCUAUUUUGUAUUUUUCAUCAUCUUCGGAUCGUUUUUUACUCUUAAUCUGUUCAUCGGUGUUAUCAUUGACAACUUCAACGAGCAAAAGAAAAAGGCCGGUGGCUCUCUCGAGAUGUUCAUGACGGAGGACCAGAAAAAAUACUACAAUGCCAUGAAAAAAAUGGGCAGUAAAAAGCCAUUGAAGGCCAUUCCACGUCCAAGGUGGAGGCCGCAGGCAAUCGUGUUCGAGAUAGUGUCGGACAAGAAGUUCGAUAUGAUAAUUAUGCUGUUCAUCGGGCUGAACAUGCUCACGAUGACACUCGAUCAUUACCAGCAGAGUGCAACAUUCAGCAACGUCCUCGACUAUCUGAAUAUGAUAUUCAUUGUGAUAUUCACCAGCGAGUGUCUCAUGAAGAUCUUCGCGCUGCGCUACCACUACUUCAAGGAGCCCUGGAACCUGUUUGAUUUUGUUGUCGUUAUAUUAUCAAUAUUAGGUUUGGUAUUGAGCGACAUUAUCGAAAAGUACUUUGUGUCGCCGACACUUCUCAGGGUAGUGAGAGUGGCGAAAGUCGGUCGUGUCCUGCGUCUUGUGAAAGGUGCCAAGGGUAUAAGAACUCUAUUGUUCGCGUUGGCGAUGUCCUUACCUGCCCUCUUCAACAUCUGUCUGCUGCUCUUCUUAGUCAUGUUCAUCUUCGCAAUAUUCGGCAUGUCCUUCUUCAUGCACGUUAAGGACAAAAGUGGUCUUGAUGACGUUUAUAAUUUCAAGACCUUUGGUCAGUCGAUGAUAUUGCUUUUUCAAAUGUCGACGUCGGCUGGCUGGGACGGCGUUCUCGACGGCAUUAUAAACGAAGAGGACUGCCAGGAGCCGAAUAACGAGAUCGGCUACCCGGGUAACUGCGGCUCCUCGACCAUCGGCAUAGCCUACUUACUCUCCUAUCUCGUUAUCAGUUUCCUGAUCGUCAUCAAUAUGUACAUCGCUGUCAUUCUCGAGAAUUACUCGCAAGCCACUGAGGACGUCCAAGAAGGUCUCACCGACGACGACUACGACAUGUAUUACGAAAUCUGGCAACAAUUCGAUCCCGACGGCACGCAGUACAUCAGAUACGACCAGCUCUCGGACUUCCUCGAUGUCCUCGAGCCGCCGCUGCAAAUUCACAAGCCCAACAAGUACAAGAUUGUGUCGAUGGAUAUUCCCAUAUGUAAGGGGGACCUUAUGUUUUGCGUGGACAUCCUCGACGCUCUCACCAAGGACUUUUUCGCGCGCAAGGGCAACGCGAUCGAGGAGACCGGCGAGCUCGCCGAAGUGCAAGCGCGCCCCGGCGAAGUGGGCUACGAGCCGGUCUCCUCGACCCUCUGGCGGCAGCGCGAGGAGUACUGCGCCAGGCUCAUUCAGAACGCCUGGCGCAAGCACAAGCAACAGCGCACGGGCGAGAGCGACCUCGACGGCGCCACCGACCACGAGCAGAGUCGCGACACGGACGGCGACGCGGGCGACGCGGGCGACGCGGGCCCCGCCGACGAGCCGCCGUCCGGCCAGCCGCAGUCGCCGCAGCAGCAACAGUCGCCGCAGUCGCCGCAGUCGCCACCGGAGGCCGACGGCCACGUGCUGCAGACGGCCGUGCUUGUCGAGAGCGACGGCUUCAGCACCAAGAACGGCCACCGCGUGGUCAUACACAGCCGCUCGCCGAGCGUCACCUCGCGCACCGCGGACGUCUGAUGAACGGACGCGGCGGCGACGACGGACGCCGACCGCAUCCUCGUGCUGCCCGCGCUCGCGGCGGCCGAGGACCGAGCCUGAGCUCGGCUGCGCGCCAGUGCCGUGGGAGACUGAGGGGAAUCGGGUUUUAGGCCGCGCCGCUCGCUGCCAAUCUGAGAAAGAGAGAGAGAGAGAGAGAGAGAGAGACACGCGCGCGCAGCGGCUUCGUGGUUCGGCUGCGGCUGCUCGAGGCUCUUCUGCUCGCAAAAGUAUACCGAAGACUGCUUUAGGUUCCCGCGGGCGACGGCUGGGCCACGGCGAGCCAGCGACCACGCCAAUGUGUACGCGCGCGCCUGAGACAGCUCGACUUUUACCGAACGGACGGGGAUGCGAGGAUCAACUUUUAGACUGCGUCGUUCUUUCGCGAAUGACAUAUUAGGAUUCCUAGAUUCGAGAGAUCUGUAGUGCGAUCCUAGAAUGAAGUACGCGCAUGUACCAAUUUAAACUAUGGGAAUUAACGAAUUGCCACAAUUGUCCGAAGCUUCUUUCGUUUCAAGGGAGCUCGUUUGCCCUAUUCCGCAUCUUCGGCUUUCUAACAUUUAUUUCGAAGAUUUCUCUCGACCGAGGCCGACGCUUCGUUUACACAGCUAGCUUUCAAAGUACCAGGAGUUACAAAUGUCGCUUGGCCGCUAAAUGAUUGCCCAUCGUUUUAAAACGUAGAAUAAAUAUAUAAGCAAUCCUCGAUAAUCGUCAGGGGACCCGCGGAACAAAUAAAGACUAUAGAAAAAGAAAGGAACAACCAAUUUAUCCUACCUUUGAAUUAUGAAUACGUGAUUUUCAUUGUCUUUGAAUUACAGCGCAAAACAUUUUUUACAUACGCUACGAUAACGAGUGCACGAAUCGCUCCGAAGUUUUUCAUUUCCGAAGACGAAAUUACCGAUAGAGAAACGAUAAUCAACCUUGAAUAAAGUUAUUCCGUAUACAGGCGUCGUCGAUAGUUAAGCUAACGUUUUCGCCGUUUUCAAUUUAACACCCACACACAGACACGCGUCUUCUACUGCGAACUUGACCACUCGAGCUUUUCAUUUGCAAGAACGGUGCAGAUUCACAACAAUACAUGGACGAUUUAAACGAACAUUAUUGUAUAAUAAGUCGAUGCAGCCUUAUAAUUAAUUAUACAAUUUAAGAAAAAAAAAUUCCUCCAACAAGUUGCCUUCGUACUUAAUAUUUAACAAUAUGAAAGGGAAAUGUCAGGAAACACAAAGAAGAUAAGCCGAACAGUUGAUGUGUUGUGCGCCAAAAGACAUAUAAUUCGCUUGGAACUUGAAGGGGAGAGACGCGUAGAAGCGAUUGGAGUUAAAUAUACAAAUGAUCCAACGAAAAUUGUCAACGCAAUUACGAUCGUUCAUUAAAAAUCGUAUGGCUUUCAUUGAAACCAAAUAGAGAAGCGACAAAAGAAAUCGCAAAAGCAAUCUCGUUAUAAUCUCGCCGCACAAAGAAGCCUUGUCGCACGAGCGCGCAUAAAGCAUCUCUCUUUCUUUCUCGCGGAUCGCAAUAAAAAGAAAAUAAUAAUAAAGGUGUGUUCUUUCGCUUCGCGAGCGCUUCAUCCGACGGCAAAUACGAAGCAUUACUAUUCCGCAGUGUGUGGAACCAAACGGAUUUCUUUCCUACUUUCUUUCUUUCAUUUUAUAUGAUAAAUCGAAAUGUUUUUACGGACACGUUUCACUUAUUACAAUUCUCCCGCUUCCAAGGCACAGCUGCAGCAUCGCCGCGAAAACGGCCGUUAUUCGCCGUUGUGCGAGAAUAAUCGUCGUCGUCGUCGUCACCGUCGUUUCGUCCUUCCGACCGAAACGGUGCGCGUUUAUCUUCGAAAGCGUACUCUUCACAUGUAAACGCGUAUACACAGAGACACUUGUACACACACGCGCGCGCGGAAAACAAAUGUUUAUCAAGUGGGACAUUGAGUGGAAAGAAGCAAGUCACGUAUUGUAUAGUCGGACAACCAUAGAAAUGGAAAAGGGAGUGAGAAUCGCGCGACGUCUGUGUAGAUUCCGAUCACUUCCUCUAAAGAUCGGCAAUCCAACAGGUCGAUCUCGGUUUUCUCUUCUUUUUUCAUUCUGCACACGGAUACACUUCACACUUUUUCGUCCUGGCGUUUUUACGGGGAGUAUAUACAUAAUAUAUAUAAUUCAGGCUGAUAUUUGGGGCUUGACCGACGACCUCGAAAGUGCGAAUCUUCGUUGAAUAAAGUCGUCGUCAAUGGAAGAUACAACUCAACGAACAAAUAAUGGUGCAAACAAAUUUUCAAAAGAUUAAUGGUGUGUUGGAGCUAUAGAUAUUAUAUAUAAUAUACGGCGGAAUGGAAGCAAAUGGAUAAUAUUGUAAGCCACUCACCACUCAGAAGAUGUAAGAUUUAAAAAAUAAAUCAAGCCACCGCGUAUCACCUUCGAGUCAUUUUUCACCACGAGAAUUUCUGUACAUAUUAUAUAAAGGGAUAUUAAGAAUAAUGAAUAAUAAAGAAAUGAAUUCGAUUUGCAUCUUCGCUGCUUAUGGAUCGCACACGUACAUUUGUACAAUCUAAUAAACGUACUUUUUACUCGGAAAAAAAAUAAUGAUGAUUAUAAAGGAGUAAAUGAACAAAAAAAAAUACAUGAAUAAAAUAAAUAAUAAUAAAUAUAUUAUUAUAAAUAAUGAAGAAAAAAUACGACUCGCGCUCGCUGCGUAAUGAUAAUUGUUUUUCGCGAUAUAUAUAUAGUACGUGCGAACGCUCACGUACAUAUAUUAUACACACACAUUAAAACACUAAAAAGGAAACAAGAAUGAGAUUCGAGCUUCAUUGUAAUUUCACUCGUCUCGUAAAUGGGAUUAUUGUAAUUAUGUAAGCGGCGCAAUGGCGUAUACAUACACGUAUACAUAAAAUGUAGAUUCGCAACAACAAAAAAUUAUUCGUGUAUACGCGAAAAAAACGCGUGCAAGUGAAUAUGUUAUAACACUGAAGAUUGUACACACUGAAGAUUGUUCAGCAACAAAAAAGACAUUCAAAUGGUGUGAGUACGUGUGCUUUUACGUGUGAUGUAAGCGUACGAAUGAAUACGAAAAAGAGAAAGAGAGAGAGAGAGAGAGAGAGAGAGUGAGAGCGAGAGCGAGAGAGUGUGUGUGAGGUGCGCAAGAGAGACAAAUAUCGAGAGUUAUUUGCACUUUGGAGUUUUGCAGCGAGCUAAGUGCUUUAUUUUGUUAUUAUUGAUACAAAUUCACAGCAAAUAAGCUUUACACUUAACGCGUUUAAAAGAACAAAAAAAAAUGAUAAAAAUAAAUAAAUAACAAAUAAAUAUGUGCGGGUAGAGAAUUGUGAGGUGUAAAAUUCGUUGCGACAUGAUGUACUGCGUUCUAAGGGAGUGCGAGCUAUCGCGAUAAGUGUACCUUUUACAUAAAGAGACGUUCGAACGUUCGCGACUUACGGACCAUUAUAUCAGCUGUCCGUUCGUUUCUUUGCCGACGAGUUUAUGCACCAUUACUAUUUUUUUUCCGUUGCUUGAAACCUUCCUUUUAUUCGGUAGCGAGCUUUUGUAUUUCGUUUGCUUGUGAAAGAUUAUGGUUUUUAAAAUUCGAAGCGUUUUAUACUUUUUUGACGUGACUCGUGAUAAGGUCUAAAGAAUAAAACAAAUUAUGAUAUCUAUACCAGCUUACUCGUCCUCUGCUGCCUUCGAAUUUCUGUUGAUUCGUCCGAGAGGUAAAAUAAUUACCAACGCAUUAAAAAACUAAAUAUAUCUUGGUCCGCUUGCCGUCCCGCUUGUAACUAAGCACUGUUCUAAACGAAGAAUCCUCCAGCUUGACACAAACUCGCGAAUAUUUAAAAAGGAAGAAAAAAGAGAAAAAACAUAAACAAAUACUCAAUGCGACAUUUUUCCUCAUACAGCUCGUGCGCGCGUUAUCAAAGUUUUUUGGCGAGAAUGAAUGAGAGACAAACUAGUGAUAUAAUGAUGAAAGAAAAAUGGAGAAAAAAAAAUGAAAAUCAAUUGCACAAAUAUUUUUUUAAAGCUCAACGUACAUAUACCGAACUCGUUAUAUUUUCUAUAUAUUUGUAAGUAACAGAGCGUCUGCGUGUGUAACGUUAUACGAUGAUUUUUUUUUUUCGUUCGCGUAUAUUGUUCGGAAAACCUUUGCGAACGAUUGGAGACCAACCGACUUUUCCCCGAACAAUCGAGCGCAAUCGGUUUUAAAAACUCCGUGCAUGAACUCGCUCGACAUUACAGCUUGGGACGGAGGUGAUUCGUGUGCACAAACGUAAAAUUGACAUUAUCGACACGAGAAUUGUGUGUCUUUCUGUGUCGGUAAAACAUAUUACCAGAUAUAGCAAAGGUAAUUUUUAAUUCGAAUGCAAUACAUACCGUUCGAUGUAUUUGAUUUUGCUCUCAUUUAUUUUUAAAUCUCUCGUAUCAGAUAGCACAAUCGACAAAUUUCGGAAUAUAUCUGCUACGAUUUAUCCGCAAACUGAUCGACUUGAUAUUGAGAACUCUCGACAAAUCAAAUAUCACAUCUUGGGAUGUAUAGUAAAGAAUUAAAAUUUAUGUGCGCGAUGAUUGACGCCGACCUUCGUGGCUCGUCGAUGGCGGACCUUAUUGAGGUGUAAAAGGGCGCAUUUUCGAGGUCUCAUCCAACUUCGGCGAUGCGUCUUCUUGGACCUCUCUAAGACUCUGCAUCCUCCUCGAUUCCACGGUUGACCUCGCGAAUUUUUGCCGGUCGAUCGUUAAUGCGGUCCUCCCUUAAAUUCGAUCCAGCCGGCGUUUUGCCUUCGUCUCGAGCUUCGUGAAUUGGCUUGGCAAUGUCCUAUCGGAUAUUAACGAUCUCGAAGCCUUCAAGUUUUUUUUGGGGUCGACGCGCCAUCAUCCGGCUCGGAACUACAUUCUUCCCCGAUUUGCAGUUUCGAGCUUCGAUUCCCGGGAUUUGCAGGUUUCGCGAUUACACACAGAUGUGUCAAAAUUAAGGGACGUCCUAAUCGCAAUAAAUAAUGAUAUUGGGACACUAUAAAGCUACCCUCGCACUCUCUUUGGCUUGCAAACCGCAUGGUGUAUAAAUGUUGCGCUGAGGGCGGAAAAAAAAACAAUUUUUCUUAAUGGCUAGACAACCAAAAAACCAAAAACCAUAAAAAAAAGAGAAAGAAAAGAACACAGAACACAGAUUAACAUUUAAAGAAAAACUGCGGGCUUUCUAGACGCAACAAGAUAAGAAAAACAAAAAAAAGCUAAAAAUCUCUCUGAAGACUCUCGAAAAAAAAUCGUUAUUUCAAAUUGUGCGAUAAGAAGAGAACAAAAAACACUACCUAGAAGGUUACUGUCGAGGUGUAAAGCUAAAAAAACAACUUUAACGAUUAUAAAUAAAAGGAUAAUAAUAAUAAAUAAUAACAGCGAGAGCCUGUCGGCCAGUAUAAUGAACAAGCAACUGCCAUGGGUCGUAGGUAUAGAUGAGCUAAGAAUCCAAUUUUAUGCGAAACUAAAGAAACUCAAUGCUAGCUGUCGAAGUCGCGAAUUGUCCGUUAUCGUAAAACAAAAUAAUAAACUUGUAAAAGUAAAUAAAAUUUAUUUGAGAGGGAGCUCAAAUGCAGGAGAGAGAACGAGAGAAAAAAACACAUUCAUUUGUUUAUAUAUAUAUAUGUUUGAUGUCGAAUAACCGAUUAAAAGAAAAAAAAACAAACAAAACAAUCCAUACAGCAGAUAAAAAAUGAAAAAAUGAAAAAAAGCAUGGCCAUUUUGAAAUGAAAAAAUACUUUUGCGACGCGACGUUCGAAAUUUCUCACGCGCGACGAUGAAUUUUUAUUGUUUCUGCGACAUUUCAGUUUCAACGAGAACUUGUACGUGAGAAAUUAUCGACUUGGUUGAACGUGUGGCGAGAUGAUUGAGGAGUUAAACAUGAGUUUUUGGAUUAUCCUGUGUUUGGUGUGAGUAAGUAAACUUCCCCAUUACUGAUACCACUCGCGAGUUUCAAAACUGCCAAACUUUUCAAUUCUCUCGCUGGGCAUUCAAACGUCGUCAUAAUUGGGUCGCAAAGGGAAAAAAAACUUUUGAAAAUUACAAAUGAGCAACCAGCGUUUUCACAUCGCUCUUCUAUUGAACUCCACAAUUUACAAAAAAAAACACUCACGAGCGAACUGUAUAAACAAACUGAUUACCUUCGGAGAAAAAAAAUGUAAAAGUCCGAUGUGAAUAAGCUGAACUAACAACAGAAAGCGAAGCGGUGAACGAGUUAUUUGCACAAUAUUACAUUUUAUUCAUUGCGUUUUAUUAUUGUUAUUCAAUUGCCGAGUACGGAAGUGAAAAUUUGUAUGGAAAGGCAACCGGAUUUCAGGAUGAUGGCAAGGGACGAAAGAAUAUUGUUAAACGUGAAAAGAGUUAAAGUUAAAUGAAAAAUAUACAUGAGCGAAAAGAUUCGGAUGUUGCAUAUUAUUAGUUUUGAGAAAGUGGCGAAAACGAGAAAAAAAAAUUAUGAACAAUAAUAAAGGCGAUUCUAGUAAAGGAUUUAUAUAUUCGAUCAACAAGGGAAUAAUAAAAAAAAUAAACUACGAGAGAGAUUGAUUUGUUACUUACAUUAGUUGAUGAGACAAACAAAAACGACCCUUAUAUUGAUUAUUGUAAUUAUAAAUAAAUAAUUAUUAUCGUAAUAGUUAAAAAUUAACAAGUUGUUACCGCUUUGUUAUACACGAUAUUAUUAAUAUACUAAGAUUAUAAUACAUAAAAAUCUAAGCGAA